Stegostoma tigrinum is the source of this 1556-nucleotide messenger RNA. Its product is annotated as serotransferrin-B-like. Gene Ontology annotation, cellular component: early endosome; recycling endosome; plasma membrane. Lineage: Eukaryota; Metazoa; Chordata; Chondrichthyes; Orectolobiformes; Stegostomatidae. The transcript has 10 exons. Bases 264 to 1391 code for a protein of 375 amino acids. The record is from RefSeq and is a predicted model, not a curated record. Gene Ontology annotation, biological process: iron ion transport; antibacterial humoral response.
UUUACCAUUACUAAGUUAGUGUAAUGUUUGGAAAUAACAAACCUCAAAUAAUUAUUCAGAUUUCCCAAAAUGUAUAUAGUCUGUUUAAAUUGUAAAGGUUGAUUUAUUCCGGUAAAUUGUUGUGAAACACUUAGUCAAUAGAGACCAGCUUUGUCAACUCUGUGCCUAAUACUCCAGAACUGUUUAACAGUGACUGUGGAGCAUUAAGACCGCCUGAGGACUGCCAGAGACACAUUACUCCUCAUUUUCACCAGUCCUACAAGAUGUCAGGCAGGAUAAUGCUGCUCUACAUAGCUCUGGUCAUAGGAAUUACUGGUGGGGUCACUGCAUCUGCUGGUGAUAAAUUACGUUGGUGCACUACUAGUGAGAAAGAACAGGCUAAGUGCAAUGAGUGGACAUCAGUCAGCUGCGUCCAGGCUGACUCAAUGGAAGACUGCAUUCAGAAAGUCGCGUUGGCUGAAGCUGAUGCUGUUGUUCUGCACAGUGCAAGAAUGCUUGUUGCAGAAAAGUGUGGUCUGGUCCCAGUCAUGACUGAAUAUUAUAACAAAGAGAAUCUUGAACCUUGCAGGAGCUCAGCACCAUACACAGAGCCAUUUAUGUAUAUAGUGGCUGUUGUGAAAGAUCAAACUUUGACCUGGGACACCCUGAAAGGCAAGAAAUCAUGCAUCACAGCUCUGAACCGAACUGGUUGGAUUAUUCCAAUGGGGUGGUUGAUUGCCCAGGACAAAAUCAAAAACUGCAGCCUUUACAACUCCACAUAUUUCAGUGAAAGCUGUACGCCUGGGGCAGAUCCCGAAAGCAACCUAUGCUCCCUUUGUGCUGGCCAAGAGCACUCCUCGCCACCUGGAAUGGACAAGUGUGCCUUUAACUUCAGUGAGCGAUACUUUGGCUACCCUGGAGCUUUUAGAUGCCUGGUCGAGAAGGGCGAUGUUACUUUCCUCGUUCAUACAACUGUCUUUGAGAAUACUGAUGGUAAUUCACAAGAGAAGUGGGCUACAGGUCUCAGGUCCAGUGAUUUUAAGCUGCUGUGCUUAAAUGGCACUCAGGCUCCAGUAACAGAUUAUAAGACGUGCCACUUGGCCCAAGUACCAGCUCAAACAGUUGCAUCCCGUGCUGAGUCAAGGAGUCAAGUCCUGCAGUUUUUGAAGGAGCAGCAACUCAAACACGGCCAUGGUGGGUCUGAGGAGGACCAGUUUGCAAUGUUCAGUUCGACCAAGUUUCAUGGAAAGGGUCUUCUGUUUUUGGAUAUGACUCAGUGUUUGAUUGAAGUGCCCACCGCAAGUUUCUCUCAAUUACUGCGUGAGUGGUAUGUCACAGCAACAGAAGGACUCUACAGCUGUGAGCCUCCUGUUUCCCCUGAAAUCUAUCGCCUUGGCCGUUGCCAACAUUGAGUUGGCUGUGGUCUCCCCAGUGAUCACUCAGCAAUUCACUGUGUCUUUGUUCUGCUCUCCGUCCGGGUCAAUAUCACCCUGAGCACAGCAAUAUCCUCUCAGUGCCUCUGCCUCACUGCUUGUAUGUACUGCACUUAUGAUCAAUAAACGUGGAACUGAAUCUGA